GGAGCGAAGCGGGUUGGAGGCGGAGGCGAGGGAGGGACCUGUGCGGGGCUGGGAGCCGCCAUGGCCCCGCUCCACUUCCCCCGGGAACCGGGCCCCGAGGAGCCCAUGCCCGCAGACCUGCAGCCACUGAACCAGCUCAGCCCCAAGCAAUUCUCUGCUCUGACUGAACUGGUAUUCCAGUUUCUCCAGGAACCUAAAGAGAUCGAAAGGUUUCUGGCCCAGCUCUCUGAAUUUGCUGCCACCAAUAAGAUCAGCUUGGGGCCUUUGAAGAAUCUCGUCAAAAGCCUCCUCUUGGUGCCAAACAGUGCCUUGAAGAAGGCUCUGUCCGCCGAACAGGUCCGAGCUGAUCUUAUCUCUCUGGGUCUGAGCGAGGAGAAGGCUGGCUUUUUCGAAGAACAGUGGAAGGGAAAUGCUGCGACGCUCUCGCGCCUGGCGGUGGGGCAGACUCUGAUGGUCAACCAGCUCAUGGACAUGGAAUGGAAGUUCGGGGUUACGGCUGGAAGCAGUGAACUGGGCAAAGUGGGAAGCAUCUUCUUGCAGCUGAAACUGGUGGUGAAGAAAGGAAACCGAUUGGAGCCUGUCUACAUGGAGUUGACGCUGCCCCAGUUUUACAGCUUCCUUCACGAAAUGGAGAGAAUGAAAGCCAGCCUGGAGUGCCUCAGCUAAAGGAAAUCUCAUAAGGAUCGGAUACGAAUCCUAAUCUUCGAGGGGAAAUAAAAUGGUUUUUGGGGGUGAAAAAUGCAUCUACACUGUAGAAUUAAUGCAGAUCGAUGCCACGUGAACUGUCACAGCUCCAUGCUAUGGCAUCAUGGGGGUUGACGUUUGUCAGAAAAUACCUUGGAAAACUACAACUCCCAGGAUCACAUAGCACUGAGCCAUGGCGGUUCAAGUGGUAUCAAACUGCAUUAACUCUACAGUGUAGAUGCACCCUAAGUCAUUCCAGGUUACAACACCUGUUUUGCAAAACUUGCUGUAAAGAAUCAUAUUUUGGUUAGUUGGGACUCUUAAGUGAGGAAUUUGAGAAGUGAACAUUAAAAUGAACGAUUGGUCUGUCUUGAAA
Messenger RNA from Anolis sagrei ordinatus, 1060 nucleotides. It is a transcript of the gene COMMD7, whose product is annotated as COMM domain containing 7. Gene Ontology annotation, biological process: negative regulation of DNA-templated transcription; tumor necrosis factor-mediated signaling pathway. Gene Ontology annotation, molecular function: NF-kappaB binding. The record is from RefSeq and is a predicted model, not a curated record. Lineage: Eukaryota; Metazoa; Chordata; Lepidosauria; Squamata; Anolidae.